This is a messenger RNA of Vanessa atalanta (red admiral), 3958 nucleotides long. RefSeq names its product transcription initiation factor TFIID subunit 2 (gene Taf2). Gene Ontology annotation, biological process: transcription initiation at RNA polymerase II promoter. The coding region runs from base 111 to 3707 and encodes 1198 amino acids. NCBI's taxonomy places the organism in Eukaryota, Metazoa, Arthropoda, Insecta, Lepidoptera, Nymphalidae. The record is from RefSeq and is a predicted model, not a curated record. The transcript has 19 exons. Gene Ontology annotation, cellular component: transcription factor TFIID complex. Gene Ontology annotation, molecular function: metallopeptidase activity; zinc ion binding; RNA polymerase II general transcription initiation factor activity.
AAAUGUAAUGUGAAGAGCAACAACAAACGUGUUCGAAAACCGAAACUAAGAUUGUAUAUGAGUAUUAAAAAUAUGAAUGUUACUAACAAAUAGUUAUUAUUUAAGACUACAUGAUGAAAAGGGAGAGAACAGGCGACAAUUGUCGUCCUUUUAAAUUAGCCCAUCAAAUUUUGAGUUUAACCGGUAUCAGUUUCGAACGUAGAAGCGUCAUUGGUUUUGUUGAAUUGACGAUUGUGCCCUUAAAAGAUAAUUUAAGAUACAUUCGUCUGAACGCAAAACAAUGUCGUAUUUAUAGAGUAUGUUUGAAUGACCAAUAUGAAGCCAACUUUCAAUACUUUGAUCCUUUCUUGGAUAUAUGUCAGAGUGAUCCAAAUACUAGAUCUCUCGAAGUCUUCUCUCAGUUUCAUUUGUCAGCUGCACAGAAAAUUGACCCAGAUCACAAUUCUGGGGAGCUGCACAUACAGGUGCCUGAUGAUGCGGCACAUUUGGUGGGAGAGGGCAGGGGACUGAGAAUAGGUAUAGAAUUCUCAUUAGAGUCCCCACAGGGUGGUAUGCACUUUGUUGUUCCUGAAGGAGAGGGUAGUUUAAUCGAGAAAUCUGCACAUAUGUUCACAUAUGGCCAUUCAGCACGGCUUUGGUUUCCUUGUGUAGACAGUUUUGCAGAGCCUUGCACUUGGAAACUUGAAUUUACUGUGGAUGAAUGUUUAACUGCGGUAUCUUGUGGGGAGCUGUUAGAUGUGGUUUACACACCUGAUCAUAGACGAAAGACAUUCCACUAUGUUGUGAAUACUCCAGCUUGUGCACCAAAUAUUGCUUUGGCUAUUGGACCUUUUGAAACAUAUGUGGAUCCAUUUAUGAAUGAAGUUACUCAUUACUGUUUGCCUAAUCUCUUGCAAAUACUUAAGAAUACUGUACGCUAUCUCCAUGAAGCAUUUGAGUUUUACGAAGAGACACUGUCGACCAGAUAUCCCUAUCCAUGCUAUAAACAAGUCUUUGUGGAUGAAACGGAAGAUGAUGCUACGGCAUAUACAACAAUGUCGAUACUAAGUACACAUCUCCUGCAUUCCAUUGCUAUCAUCGAUCAAACUUAUGUGAGCCGUAAAGCAAUGGCACAAGCGGUAGCAGAACAAUUCUUCGGCUGUUUCAUAACUAUGCAGAAUUGGUCCGAUUUAUGGUUGGCCAAAGGUAUUCCCGAAUAUCUUUGCGGUCUGUACUCUAAGAAAUGUUUUGGAAAUAAUGAAUAUAGAUAUUGGAUACAUCAAGAGUUGCAAGAGGUGGUAGGUUAUGAAGAACAGUAUGGUGGAAUGGUCCUAGAUCCAUGGCAGCCUCCAGCUAGCGGCGCUCGAGUUGAAGCUAAAGAUGUAUUUUAUUUCCCAGUUAGGAAUGUCCAUACCAUGUCACCCAGGUACAUUGAGAUAAUGCGAAAAAAAUCCCACUUAGUUUUGCGAAUGUUGGAACAACGUAUUGGCCAAGAGUUACUCCUUCAAGUAUUUAAUAAGCAGCUGUCGUUGGCCACCAAUGCAGCCAAUACCAAAAUUGGCAGCGGUCUAUGGGGACAUCUACUUCUUUCCACGAAUCUCUUCGUUAAAGCCAUAUUCACUGUAACAGGGAAAGAUAUGGCAGUGUUUGUGGAUCAGUGGGUACGGACAGGAGGUCAUGCCAAGUUCCAACUUACGUCUGUUUUUAAUAGAAAAAGGAACACAGUGGAGUUAGAAAUUCGUCAAGACUGUGUCCAUGAGCGUGGUAUUAGGAAGUAUGUGGGGCCUCUAUUAGUUCAACUGCAAGAAUUAGACGGAACAUUCAAGCAUACGUUACAGAUCGAGAACAUUGUCGUUAAAGCUGACAUUACAUGUCACAGCAAGAGUCGACGUAACAAGAAGAAGAAAAUUCCCCUCUGUACCGGAGAGGAAGUUGAUAUGGAUCUUUCUGCUAUGGACGAUUCCCCAGUGCUCUGGAUCCGUCUGGACCCAGAAAUGUCCCUGCUACGUAGCACGGUGAUAUCUCAACCGGACUACCAGUGGCAGUACCAGCUGCGCCACGAGCGUGACGUCACGGCUCAGAGCGAGGCGAUAGACGCGCUCCACAACUACCCAGAACCCGCUACAAGGAAGGCCUUGACGGAUACUAUCGAGAACGAACAGACGUAUUACAAAAUUAGGUGCAGGGCGGCCCUUUGUUUGACUAAAGUGGCUAAUGCUAUGAUAAGUUCGUGGGCGGGUCCGCCGGCGAUGCUGACGAUCUUCCGUAAGAUGUUUGGCUCUUUCUCCGCUCCUCACAUCAUCAAGCAGAACAACUUCGAUAACCUGCAGCACUAUUUCCUACAAAAGACAAUACCCGUGGCUAUGGCAGGCUUGAGGAACAUCCACGGUAUCUGCCCCCCAGAGGUCGUCAGGUUCUUAUUGGACCUCUUUAAAUACAACGACAAUUCUAAGAAUCAUUUCUCUGACAACUAUUACAAGGCAGCCCUUGUAGACGCUUUGGCUGCGACCAUCACGCCCGUGAUAUCUGUGUUACAGCCCGGUGCUCCAAUAACGGCAGAUUCAUUGUCUGCUGACACUCGCCUGGUCCUCGAGGAGAUCACUCGCGUGUUGAACUUGGAGAAGGUGUUGCCUUGUUACAAGAACACGGUGUCCGUGAGCUGCCUGCGCGCCAUACGCAGGAUGCAGCAGUGCGGACACUUACCCAGCAUACCCACUGUGUUCCGAGCCUACGCGGAGUAUGGCCAGUACAUAGACGUCCGCCUGGCCGCGUUCGAGUGCCUGGUGGACUUCGUGCGCGUGGACGGCAAGCCGGAGGACCUGUCGUCGCUGCUGACGGCCGUGGAGAACGACCCCGACCCCGGCGUGCGGCACGGCCUGGCGCGCCUGCUCGUCUCCAUGCCGCCCUUCGAGAAGGCGGCGCGCCACCGCCUCGACACGGAGGCGGUCGUGCACAGAUUGUGGAAUAACGUCAAUAGCCAAUUGUCAAAUGACGCAAGACUCCGAUGUGAUCUUGUAGAUCUUUAUUACACAUUGUAUGGUCUGAAACGGCCUUUAUGUGUUCCUCUGCCGGAAAUUCAGGCUAUGAUGAAACAAAUGCACCACAAGGAAAGGGAAAGGCUUGACAGAGAGCGGGAGCGAUUGGAAAGAGAAAAGGAAAGACAGAGGGAGAUGGAUAUGAAGCCUGUCAUCAAACAAGAGAUAGAAGAUAUCCCCAUAAAGACCGAGUUAGACAUCGGUCCCAUGGACGAAAUACCGAUUGAAGCUCCAAGAGAUGACGUACUCCCCGUCCCAAUCUCAAACAUCAAGGAAGAAGAUGACAAAAUUGAUAUAAUGUCCGUGCAAGACCUGCCAGUCAGAGUUUACAGCGAUGAAGCGAAGCGUGAGUUUGUAUCUGACAACGCGGUAGCUUUACCCGGUAUUCCAGGCUCGUCAGGUCCGAUUGGUUUCGAGCCAGGCAUGUUCAGACACGAUAAAGAUGAUCUAGGAGGUCCUAAAGCGAAAAAGAAGAAGAAGGAAAAGAAGAAACACAAACAUAAACACAAGCACAAGCAUAGCAGUAAAGAUAAAUCUAAAGAUCACAAGGACAAGUCUUUUCCUCCCCGACCUCCCUCUUCAACGGACCAUUUGAAAAUCAAAGAGGAGACGCGGGAAACGUUGAGUUCCUUCAGUUCGAGUCAGAGCCCGUCCGAGGACGUGUCUUCAAUGCCGUCGAAUAUGAGUUUCUAAUAUAUAAUGUUAAUAUUUUUAAAUUUACAUAAAGAAGAAUAUUUUUAAAGUAUAAAAUAGGAAUAUGUCCAUAACUUUUGAUUUAUAAAAUGAUCAAAUAAAAAUCUAUAAUGUUAUUAACCACAGAUAAAAUUUCGUGGGUCUGAUAAGAGUUUGUUUGAUAUAAUUAAAUUCUUAUUUCAUUAAGGCGGUAAUGUAAGUUUAAGCUGUACUUCAUAAAAAUAUUAUUAAAUAAUAAAAGAUAAGCGUAA